Molecule: messenger RNA, 2169 nt
Organism: Hippocampus comes (tiger tail seahorse)
Lineage: Eukaryota; Metazoa; Chordata; Actinopteri; Syngnathiformes; Syngnathidae
Exons: 11
Cellular component (GO): plasma membrane
Molecular function (GO): transmembrane signaling receptor activity
Source: RefSeq, a predicted model, not a curated record
GCAAGUUACAAAGUAAGUUAUAUAAGUGGUUUCUUUUCUGUGUUUGGUGCAGGGAGAGCAAGCACGGUGGUUGAAGUGACAGGAGUAUCUGGGAAGGACAUAACAAUAACAUGCUCUCACGACAGUGCAUUUGAUAAUGUCAAAUACUUCUGCAAUUCAGUCUGUAAACGUGAUAAAGAUGUCUUAAUAAAAAGCAGGGAAUGGUAUUCUCAAGAGAAAUACAGCAUAGUAGAUGCGAGAAAUAUCUUCAAUGUUACAAUCUUUCAUCUGACAAAGCAGGAUGCUGGGACCUACUGGUGUGGAUGGGAAAAAUUUGGUCUGGAUAUAUACCAAAAAGUUGUCCUCACGGUCAGAGAAGGAUCAACAGAGGAGGCCAAGGAAGACAAGCCAACAACAGAGGAGCCCAAGGAAGACGAGUCAACAACAGGGUCUCCUGAGCAAGUUCCUCCAAGUACUUCAUCCUCGAUGACGCCAUUGUACAUCGGCGCAAGUCUCGGAGUAAUCACACUAGCAGCGGCACUCGUUCUUCUCAUCUACUUCACACAGCAAAAAGGGAAGAUUAGCACACAUCCUGGAAAAAAAAAGGACGCAGCCCUAAACUAUGCAGCGGUUUCCAAAGAAAAGUUAAAAUCAUCUGGCGCACCUCAGUCAUCUGCUGCUCAAAACCAGGAUACCGUCAAAUAUCAUGACUCCCUGAAUCCUCCAGACACCCUCCUCUAUUCCACUGUCAGCCACAUAAACCACAUGGACAGAAGCCAGGUCUCUAAUCAGCCUAAAAACGUGACAUACUCCACCAUUGUCUUCACAGAUGAAUCAGCAGUGUACUGUAAUAAAAACAAGAAUUGGAUCAACCAAAUCAUAAAAGGCAUGGCAAUAACAUUAAAAGUUUCCAUCGACAUCAUGACAGCCACGAUGCUUCUAUUGACAGUGACAGGAGGCAAAAGUGGUUCUCAAGCAAUCGGUGAUACACACUGGGAAGACUUGGAAGCAACAGUAAUAUCCAAACACGUUGGAGAAUCUGUCCAAAUCCAGUGCCCCUAUCCAAGCAACCAUGACAAGGAUGAUCAAUUCGUGUGCAAAGGAGAUAACCCUCUCAGUUGCAAGAGAAAGAUACAGAAAACCAAACUGUUGAGAGUAAAUGAAAGAAAAAAAAUUUUUUCGGUGUACAUCAGUGACCUGGAUAAAGAAGACUCUGGAACAUAUUGGUGUAUCUUUAAGAAAAACAGGAACCAAAGUGAAUACACCAAAGUGCAACUUCAUGUUGGUGAACGAAACAAAAGUAAAAAACCAAUACGUCCUGCUGUACAUGUAACAAUACCACCAGUGAUGAGACCAACACCAUCUAUGUCUUCUUCAUCGACAACACCAUCAACACACAGUAUGGUCAAAGAUAUCAAACUGGCUGUACUUGUUCUGCUGUGUUCCAUAUUGUCGGUGGUACCUGUCCUCAUACUUGCAGUGCUUAGAUACAAACUCAUCAGGAAACAAGGAGGAUCAUCAGCGCAGGCGACAGACUGUGGACCCAACAUUGAGAGAGAUCCUGCCGAUCACCUGUAUGAGGAGAUACAGAUGCAGUCCCUCCCAGGACAUGCCAUGAUCAGCUCUCCAACAGACCUUGUGCACUAUUCCAGUGUUAGUUUUCAGCAUGACUCAAGCAACAUCUCAAUGGUGCAUAACUCCAACCUUGAGCCUCAAGAAAAUAGCUCCUACUCCUCUGUCCGUGACAUUCACCUUAGCAACAUUCCAGUGGCAAAUACUAUCUACUCCACUGUAACAAAACCCAGAGGGCCAUGACAUCACCAGCCUUGCAAUUUGUAAUACCUUUAAUUUGUGUUGCACUAACACCCAAUAAAAUUUUGUUUUGCAGAGAGUACAUGGCCUUGUGGUUAGCACGUCUACCUGACAGUUGUUAUGCUCUGGGUUUGAAUGUCACUUCUUCCAGUCGUGCAGUUUAGACAUUUCCCUGUACUUGUGUGGUACUUGUGUGGUUUUCAGAAUGCAUGUUUUCACUUUCUGAAAACAUGCAGGUCCAUGUUAGGUUCGGUGAAAAUUCACAUUUUAUGUGGCCCGCGAAAAACGGUUAAUGUUUCUUGCUGAAAUACCAACAUUGCUUAUUAUCUUCACUUUUAAAAAUGUUGACAUAUUGCAAGCAUUUGUUUCCAAUUCUCA